Molecule: messenger RNA, 2609 nt
Organism: Camellia sinensis
Lineage: Eukaryota; Viridiplantae; Streptophyta; Magnoliopsida; Ericales; Theaceae
Biological process (GO): proteolysis
Cellular component (GO): cytosol
Molecular function (GO): oligopeptidase activity; serine-type endopeptidase activity
Source: RefSeq, a predicted model, not a curated record
AGGCCACUUAUCUGUCAGGUAACCAUGCUCUCCAGCGCCCGCUACGCGUGCGCUACUGUUUUUCUCCCCCAAGUCAUCUAUUUAUACCCAAAUCACUCGUCGGCUCACGAACUUGGGUCUCCGCUCAAGUCUUACCUUACCUGCUUACAAACGAAGCAACCAACCCCAAAAAUCUCUGCCCUCAAACCCUAGAAUGGGUUCGCUCUGUGCCCUAGACGAGCCAUUGCAAUAUCCACACAUUCGCAGAGACGAGUCUAUCGUCGACAACUAUCACGGUGUUCUCAUCUCAGAUCCUUAUCGAUGGCUGGAAGAUCCAGACGCCGAGGAGGUUAAAGAUUUUGUAGAAAAGCAAGUGAAAUUGACAGAGUCGGUGCUUCAGAAGUGUGAUACGAGAGAAAAGCUUCGCGAGAAGAUCACAGAGCUUUUCGAUCAUCCUCGUUAUAAUGCGCCUUUCAGACGAGGGGACAAAUACUUUUACUUUCAUAACACUGGUCUUCAAGCUCAGGAUGUCCUCUACAUGCAGGAUAGCUUGGAUGGAGAACCACAGGUUUUGCUUGAUCCAAAUGGACUCAGUGAGGAUGGAACAGUUUCACUGAACAUUUAUGAUGUUAGCAAAAAUGCUAAGUACUUGGGAUAUGGGCUAAGUUCAAGUGGAAGUGAUUGGGUCACUAUUAAAGUUAUGCAGGUUGAGGAUAAGAAGGUCGAGCCUGAUACUUUGUCCUGGGUUAAGUUUUCAAGUGUUAGCUGGACCCAUGAUAACAAAGGUUUUUUCUAUAGCCGCUACCCAGCUCCCAAGGAGGGUGAAAAUUUGGAUGCUGGAACUGAGACAAAUGUCAACUUGAAUCAUGAGGUGUACUAUCAUUUCUUGGGUACCGAUCAAUCUGAAGAUAUUUUGUGUUGGAGAGAUUCUGAAAACCCGAAGUACUCAUUUGGCACUAGUGUAACAGAUGAUGGGAAGUAUCUUCUUCUGUACACUACGGAGACUUGUGAACCGGUCAAUAAAGUUUAUUACUGUGACAUGUCUGCACUUGCUAAUGGACUUGAAGGUUACAGGGGAAGAAAGGACCUACUUCCCUUUGUUAAGCUUAUCGACAAUUUUGAUGCAGAGUAUGGCACCAUUGCAAAUGACAAUACCAUCUUUACCUUUCGAACUAAUAAGGAUGCUCCAAAAUAUAAGCUAGUCCGAGUAGAUCUCAAGGAACCAAGUGCUUGGACUGAUGUCGUUCAAGAAGCUGAAAAGGAUGUGCUUGAAUCAGCUGUUGCUGUUAAUGGUAAUCAAAUUCUAUUGAGUUACUUGAGUGAUGUGAAGUAUGUUCUGCAGCUCAGAGACUUGAAAACGGGGUCCAUUCUACACCAUUUACCCAUUGACAUUGGCUCAGUUUCUGAGAUUUCUGCUAGGCGUGAAGACAGUACAAUUUUUAUUGGGUUUACUAGCUUCCUUACCCCAGGUAUUAUAUACCAGUGCGAAUUGGACACUGGUGUUCCAAAUAUGAAGAUAUUCCGAGAAAUUGUUGUUCCUGGAUUUGAUCGUACAGCAUUUGAUGUUAAUCAGGUUUUUGUGCCUAGUAAGGAUGGAAUUCAGAUACCAAUGUUCAUUGUGGCUAGAAAGAAUAUUCUUCUAGAUGGAUCACAUCCUUGUUUGUUAUAUGGAUACGGUGGAUUUAAUAUUAGUAUGACACCAUAUUUCAGUGUCAGUCGUGUUGUACUUACAAGGCAUUUAGGUGCUAUCUUCUGCAUGGCAAACAUUCGUGGUGGUGGAGAGUAUGGAGAAGAAUGGCAUAAAGCUGGUUCCCUUGCAAAAAAACAGAACUGCUUUGAUGACUUCAUUUCUGCUGCUGAAUUCCUUGUUUCUUCUGGUUAUACCCAAUCAAAAAAAUUGUGUAUUGAAGGUGGAAGCAAUGGUGGGCUUCUUGUUGGGGCUUGCAUUAAUCAGAGACCUGAUCUUUUUGGCUGUGCUCUUGCUCAUGUCGGUGUUAUGGAUAUGCUCAGAUUUCACAAGUUCACCAUAGGUCAUGCAUGGACCAGUGACUAUGGCUGCUCAGAGAAGGAGGAAGAGUUCCAUUGGCAAAUCAAGUACUCGCCACUACAUAAUGUUAGGAGACCGUGGGAACAAUCUCCUGACCAGUCUUCUCAGUAUCCAUCUACCAUGCUUCUGACAGCUGAUCAUGAUGAUCGGGUUGUGCCAUUACACUCGUUAAAGUUAUUGGCGACCAUGCAACAUGUUCUGUGCACAAGCUUGGAGGUCAGCCCACAGACAAACCCAAUUAUUGGCCGGAUUGAAUGCAAGGCUGGACAUGGUGCUGGACGUCCAACUCAAAAAAUGAUUGAUGAAGCUGCAGAUCGCUAUGGUUUCAUGGCUAAAGUGUUGGGUGCAUCUUGGAUCGAUUAGGUGACCUGCAUGAAAAUAUCAUAAUUUGCUCAGUGACAAUUUCUGAUAUUUAAUUUGGUAGAAGAUUCAUAGUUUUUUAUCUUAACUUCUUUAAUAAUUUAAUCGUGGUGCCAUUUUGUUCUUUUGAAAUCUGGUUAUUGUCUUUUAUAUUAUUUCUGGCCAAAUGUCUAUAAUUUUGAACAUUUUAUUAUCCAAUUUACCUUGCUUCUCAAUUAUUAUC